UCUCAACCUGCCCGGAUCGACGUAGGCAGGUGUCGGCAGAGAGCGAUUCUAUCUACUUUAGUCGUUGUUACUAGCUGCGUUCGCGUCGCGUCGGAUUCUCCCGUGCAUCGUGGAUUCCCUGAGGACAGGGUGACGAAGCGAAGCUCGGAGCACCGCGAGCGGGAGUGCCGUCGAGAGGGUCGCGUUGGCGGGGCCCGGCCGGGAUUUAUGGAACCACCCCAUGGAUAGUAACAUGUCAACCGCCGCCUUCAUGCAUCGGUCGGGUGGUUCCUCCAGCGCGUCAAGUGCUGGCACGGGAUCGUCGACCGGUGGAGGUCCUGGGAACCCGGCUGGAGGUGGCAGGAUGGCCGUCAUCGGCGUGACCAGGAAUGUGCGUCUGAGGCGUCGCGGUAACGCCGGCUUCGGUUUCUCAUUACGAGGUGGACGCGAAUACGCCGCCGGGUUUUACGUCAGUGACGUUCAACCGGGUGGCGAAGCUCACAGAAAUGGAUUAAGGGUAGGCGAUCAGAUCCUGAGGGUGAACGGUUACCCGGUGGAGGACGCCGUCCACCAGGAGGUCGCGCUCCUGGCGAAGAAUCAGCAAGUCCUGGUUCUCAAAAUUCGAAGCGUAGGGAUGAUACCCGUAAAAGACAAUCCGAACGAUCCGGUUACCUGGCACAUGGUGCAGCAACAGCAACAGCAGCUGCAGUACAACGAAACUGGUUUAGGCGGUGUGCCGAGCGCAGAAGUCAGAAUUCGGAUUCUCGUCGGCGAGAAGGGCCGUCUAGGCUGCGGCGUCUGCAGAGGCAUCGUACCUGGUCUCACCGUUCAGGGCACGAGGGAAGGCGGUCCCGCGCGAGCAGCUGGCCUGAAGGCCGGCGACGUGAUAAUCUGGUGCAACGGGCAACGGCUCACCGAUCUUCCGUUUGAGCGGGCCAUCGAGAUGAUGCGCAGCUCGGCGAUUCUCGACCUCGUGGUGCAACGACCCACGUCCCCCAGUCACCUUUACGACUGUCCCGAACCGCUGUGGACCCGCGGCUCCAGCGGCUAUGACUCCGAGACGUCCAGCGUGGCGGCCGCGAGCCCGCCGCCCCAGCAUCAGAACAACCCGUCGUCCUCGCCGCAGCAUCACCAUCACGACGGCAGGAUGCAUCAGCGGUAUCCGCGCGAGGACGCCUGCAACAGAAACGGCAGGAUAUGCUGCCCUCUCGCCCUGUCGACCACCAGCUGCAGUUCCUCCUCGGAGUGGGCGCACGUGGAUCAGGCGCCGGAAUGGUCGCGUAAACCGAAUAACACAACCGUGAUUCGUGUUAAUCAGAGCUCGAACCAGAACCAGAAUCACCGGCCUGUACCGGGUGGGCAGUAUCACUUCAAUCCGCGCGGCAAUUACGACGAUGACAUCGACAACGAGCCGCUUUACGAUCCCGUGGCGCCCAGGAUCGACUACGAGGUGCACGACUUCGACGCAAAUCCGCGAGACGAGGCUAAUCGGCGGCUGGCUUAUCGGCGAGAUAACGCGAGGCAGCAGGACGUGAUUUAUGAUGGUCCCGCGGACGACUUACCCAUGUACCAUGGCUCCAAAGAAAACGGCCAAGCGGUCGGCAAUCGAUUGACGGACCUGCAACUCAUGCAGCGACCGAGCGAGGCCGAGAGGAAGACGAUAACGACCGUAGAGGUGCAUCAGUCGGUUUGUCCACCUGCACCUCCGCCGCCGCUUCCUUACAAAUGGCCAGCAGAGACCAAACCAAUGAACGCCAUGGGAAUGCAAAUGGGCAGCACCAUGUCGAUGGGCAGCACCGGGUCGACGGAGACCGAGUCCAGCCUCGAGUCGUCCUGCAGCAAGGAUUCUGCGUCAACGUCGUCGUCCUUGUCGACGUCGUCCUGCGAGCCGCCAUCCACAGUUUCUUACGGAUCGAUGGCCGGCGGCGGAUCCAGCAGCGUCACCAGCAAAACGACGGAGACUUCGACGGCCGCAUACGCGACGCCGCGCAAGGAUGUCGCGAGGACGUCGCCGAUCGCCAGCACCGAUCUGAGCACCGCCAUCACGCAGGAGUUGCAGAGGCGAGCGCAGCAGAGGAUGAACAAUGCCGCUAAAGCGGAAGCGCCGAAGGAAAAAGCUCCGGAUAAUCGCAAACCUCAGAAUCCCGAAGCUCUAAGAUCGCAGGAACAAAAAGUCACACACGAUAAGCUGAUGGAGGAGUUUAAGCGUGCACACCAAAAGAUGUUCAAUUCUGCUCAGCAAAAGGCGCAGUCCUCGGAACAGGUUUCCAAAGAAGUUCAGGAGAAGGAACAGGAAAAGAGAGUGCUCAUCAACGAGACAACGACGACGGCGGCAACGACGACGGCGACGACGGGUCCUCCGGUGCCCCCGCCGGCGCCUCCUCCGCUUCCGCUUCCUUCUAAAAACAGGAACAGCGACGACUCGGUGGAGAUGCAAAGUAUCGAGUCGUUUAAGCUGAAGGAGACACCCAACACGGUGCCGAAACCACCGCCGACGUACUUCCCGGUGACGAGCUCCUCCUCGACGAACGGUAGUCCGCGGCACGCCGGUACCGGAAGUAAGGUUCCCAAGGAUGCCGCGACGAGUCCCGUCGCAGAGCUCGCCAAGAACUCAUCCGCGUCGGUCUCGCCGACCAACGCUUCGAAAUUACCCGGCGGCAAGGUGGCCAUCAGGAUAGGAGCGUAUGAGGGUGAGACGAAGCAGCCAUCCAGAUUGGAAUUCUUGCCGCAACAGCCGAGUCGCGACAAGAACGGCGUUGUCGACGAAGCGGACAAUGGCCCUGUCGUCUCCAGGCUGCAGAACGAGCUUGCCGCGACCCUGCAGAGGUCGAACCUCAGAAGAAAGACUGAAGGCGAAAAUCAGUCGCCCGUGAAGACUAUUCAUGAGAACGUGGCGAGCAACGUGUCCAACAAAGAAACAACGAAUUCAGAGCCGAACAAGCUUCUUCAGAACAACAUCGAGAAGCUCGCUUCCGCUCUCAGCAACAAAGUCACCAUCAAAGUGAACCCGGAGAACAGUAGUCGAUAAGAAACGCAAUUGAGUCGAAAAGCUGUAGCAACAAUCGUCUUGUAUGUUCGUAAAAUUUUGUACAUUUUUGCACGUUUCGCUAACCAUUUCGACUUAUUAUAUAUAAGUGAAAAAGGCGCUCCCCCUAUUGGUGAGGUUCUUUUACACGUAUACGUGUUUUUUAUAUCUUAUUUAUUAUCGCAUUAUACACCGAAAGUAAGGAGUGAAGGAGCUAAUUCUUAUUAAUCGAGACGAGGUUUCACGACCAGUAUUUAUCACGUAGUCUUUUGAAUGUAAUCCUACUGCGAUCGCGGCUAUGUAUGAAUCUUAAUAGAAAAUUCGACGAAAUGUUGAAUUUUUAAAUAAAAUCAACGACACGUAAA
Temnothorax curvispinosus is the source of this 3369-nucleotide messenger RNA. RefSeq lists its product as uncharacterized. The coding region runs from base 221 to 3007 and encodes 928 amino acids. The record is from RefSeq and is a predicted model, not a curated record. The transcript is spliced from 15 exons. Gene Ontology annotation, biological process: rhabdomere development. Gene Ontology annotation, molecular function: protein binding. Lineage: Eukaryota; Metazoa; Arthropoda; Insecta; Hymenoptera; Formicidae. Gene Ontology annotation, cellular component: cilium; stereocilia ankle link complex; stereocilium tip.